AUGAAUUCAACUUCACAUUAUUAAGACUUUGCAUAUGUGAAUUUGUUAUAAUAGUAAAAAUAAUAAACAUUAUUAUCAAUUAGCUAGAAUAAUAAUAAUAAAAUUAAUAAUAAUAAUAAUAUAUUGAAAAAACUUAUUAUCAAUAAGAACCAUCUAAAAUUUUAACUCAUUCAGAAACAAAAUCUGCUUUUACUACAAAGUAUCUUGAUAAAUUACCUAAUAAAACUUCGAAGAAGAGAAAUUAGAAUAACAAAAAAAAAGGAAAAGUUUAAUAAUAAUAGAAAUAUGGAAAAUCAUGAUCAAGUUUAAAAAUUGGUUAAAAUUGAGCAUAAUCUUAACUAAAAUAGAAUAAUUCAACAAUAAAUAAAGUUAAAUUAAAUAAAUUUGAUUACUCAUUAGUUUUCAAUCAUGUUACAAUAAUUAAUACUAGAAUAAAUUCUAUAAUAUUAUUUAAUCUUCAGUAGCUAAUGCUGCUCCAAAACUCUCCUUCUGUAUGAUAUAUUUCAAUUUCAAUCUAUAUUACGAAUCAACCUAAGAAAUGAAAGCUUAUUCGAUCGAUUUCUAUCAUUAGAUUUCUUAAUUGUGUUCUGA
Molecule: messenger RNA, 591 nt
Organism: Paramecium primaurelia
Lineage: Eukaryota; Ciliophora; Oligohymenophorea; Peniculida; Parameciidae
Source: the annotation of a GenBank genome assembly